CAUCGAUCGUGUUUUUUUUUCGACCUUUCUCUCGACAGCCUCUUCAUUUGUUUCUGAAGAAUGGCUGUUACUCUUGCGCUCUGGAGCAUCAAGCUGGGACCUGGAAAGCCUGAAAUCAUCGAAGCCCAAACCGACAGAAGGGUCACUAACAUUGCAAUUGGUGACGACUCGGAAGCGCCCAGCAAAUCAGGCAGAAGCACGGUCAAGCUGACGUAUCCAAACGUUGCCUAUGAUGAGGACAAUGAUGACGAUUCUGAGGAGGAAAACAUCACUACCGUGUUAUGUUCGUUGUCUGUAGGAAAGGUCGAACAAGUGGUUACCGAUAUCGUGCUCAACGAGGGUGGCUUGUACAAAUUUGAAACUACCGGUGAAAAUACGAUAUAUGUAAGCGGGCACAUCAUCGAUCAGCGACCAUUCGACUCGGACUCAGAGGGAAUGAGCGACGAGGAGGAAGCCUAUGACCUCAGAGACGUCAGCUCUGAUGUCGAAAUUGAACCAGAAGAAUAUGGAAGUGACGCAAGUCGAUUUGAAGAAGUCCAUGAUGCAGCUGCAGAAAAGUCCCUAAAACGACCUCGCCAGUCAACGGACUUGGAUAUUGACAGCUCGAAGCUCUCGAAGGCCGAUAAAAAGAAAGCCAAGAAGCAAAAGGGCGAGGAUGGGAAGCCUGUCCCAGUCGCAGUCAAUGUCGAUGCAUCUGCCGACAAAUCUGACAAACCUGGCAAAAAGGACAGGAAAGAAAAGGCUGAGACCAACGGCAAAGCCUUGGCUGAGAAAGAGCUACCUGGAGGUCUGAAGAUCAGAGACUCAAAAAUUGGCACGGGGCCACAAGCGAAGAAAGGCAAUACUAUUCAGAUGAGGUACAUCGGCAAACUUACCUCCGGCAAGGUUUUCGAUUCGAACACCAAAGGAAAGCCUUUUUCGUUCCAUCUUGGGGCAGGCGAAGUCAUAAAAGGAUGGGACCAAGGUCUGGUCGGGAUGCAGGCGGGAGGAGAACGUGUACUUACUAUUCCCCCUGCAUUGGGGUACGGUAAGAAGGGUCAAUCCGGGAUUCCAGGAAAUGCAACGCUCAUCUUUGAAUGCAAGCUCAUCAACAUCAAGUAG
Guyanagaster necrorhizus is the source of this 1101-nucleotide messenger RNA. RefSeq names its product peptidylprolyl isomerase. Lineage: Eukaryota; Fungi; Basidiomycota; Agaricomycetes; Agaricales; Physalacriaceae. Bases 61 to 1101 code for a protein of 346 amino acids. Gene Ontology annotation, molecular function: peptidyl-prolyl cis-trans isomerase activity. Gene Ontology annotation, cellular component: nucleolus; chromatin. The transcript is spliced from 9 exons. The record is from RefSeq and is a predicted model, not a curated record.